AUGGCGCUCUCCUGUUUUUCUCAAGCUGGCAAGCAGGUCAAACUGUCUGAUGGAACUAGCUACGCGUAUCUCUACCUCCCCGCCGCACCAAGUAAACCCACACUUCUGCUGCUUCAUGGGUUUCCGAGUGCUGCCUAUGAAUGGCGAAACCAAAUUGAACUAUCCCGAAAUGGUUUCGGAUUAGUGAUACCUGAUCUCUUGGGAUACGGUGACACUGAUGCGCCUAGCGACAUUGAAGCUUAUUCUCUCAAAACAAUGAGUAGACACAUUUCUGAGAUCUUAGAAAAGGAAGAGAUCGAACAGGUUAUAGGUGUGUCUCACGACUGGGGAUGUGGCCUUCUAUCCCACCUACACUUCUGGUAUCCCGAGAAACUGAAAGCUGUCGCUUUUCUUUCGGUUGGAUAUACAGAGAUAUCUGAGAAUCCCUGGGACCUGGACGGAUUAAAUGCCAUGAUGGAGAAGGCUUUCGGUUACGCCACAUUCGGUUAUUGGUAUCUCUUUGAAAGGGACGAUGCUGGAAAAAUACUUGACGGUAAUGCGGAGUGUGCGGAAGCUCUGAUAUAUCCGGCAGAUUUUGAGGACUGGAAGAAUUAUCUAGCACCCAAGGGUGGCUUUGAAAGAUGGAUUGAUUUAAAGAAGAAUCCCGGGCUUCCUCAGUGGUUGACCUCAGCAGAGAUGGCCGAGCACAAUCGUAUACUAGCCAAAAAAGGGUACGGUCCGGCUACUAAUUGGUACAAAGCUGGACUUCGUGGUGUCGACCUCCCGAAAGUCGCUGGAAUACCUUUAGAUCGCAACCGUGUCAAUCUUCCAUCGUUGCUCAUUGUUGGUAGCAAGGACUGUGUAACCAGAGCGGAAGUGGCAAAACAGGGCACAGCCAAGUGGGUAGAGAACCUUAGAGUAGAGGAGCUUGAUUGUGGCCACUGGAUUCAGCUGGAGAAGUCAAAGGAACUGAACUCAAUUCUUCUGAGCUUUGUGAAUGGUGUCACUCAAUAG
Molecule: messenger RNA, 993 nt
Organism: Glarea lozoyensis ATCC 20868
Lineage: Eukaryota; Fungi; Ascomycota; Leotiomycetes; Helotiales; Helotiaceae
Product: alpha/beta-Hydrolase
Exons: 5
Coding region: 1-993 (330 amino acids)
Molecular function (GO): hydrolase activity
Source: RefSeq, a predicted model, not a curated record